Eriocheir sinensis (Chinese mitten crab) is the source of this 2898-nucleotide messenger RNA. It is a transcript of the gene l(2)34Fd, whose product is annotated as nucleolar protein 10-like. Gene Ontology annotation, cellular component: small-subunit processome; nucleolus; 90S preribosome. Gene Ontology annotation, biological process: maturation of SSU-rRNA from tricistronic rRNA transcript (SSU-rRNA, 5.8S rRNA, LSU-rRNA). Bases 354 to 2477 code for a protein of 707 amino acids. The transcript has 15 exons. Lineage: Eukaryota; Metazoa; Arthropoda; Malacostraca; Decapoda; Varunidae. The record is from RefSeq and is a predicted model, not a curated record. Gene Ontology annotation, molecular function: protein binding.
GGUCCUGUACAGCAAGAGCAAGAGCAAGAGAGCAUGUAAACAUUGGCUGCCAUGUGGACGUGGUGUGGCGUGGAGAAAAGAAAACUUGAAGUGUACAGAAAAAAACAAAGCUCAAUGAAGUGUAUAAGUGUGCACAGUGUAGUAACUAAGUGUGCGUAGUGAAGUAUUUAAGUGAAGAAAGGUACCAAGGAGGAGACACAAAGCGGAACAGGUCAAAAGAAGAAGGCGCCAGUGAUAACCUCGCGGGACAUCACCAGGGCGAGUAGUCUCCUGGGCCGCCAUCAACAGGUGGAGGGCUGCACGCGGAGGAGCGGAGUACAGGAAGGAGCCCUGAGUGAAGCCAGGCCGCCGCCAUGAGGGCUCUGGACGGCCGCAACAACGUGAAGGUCUACAACUUGAGUGCCGGCAAGAGCCUGCCCGAGUGGCUGACAGAAAGAAAGAGAAGAAAGUUAGCACACAAAGAUGUUGAGUUCCGUCGCAGGAUCGAGCUCAUCCAGGACUUUACUAUGCCUGACGUGAGUGGGUGUGUGCGUGUGUCUCGUGACGGGCAGUACAUCUUAGCCACAGGAACCUACAAGCCAAGGGUCAAGUGUUACGAAGUGGCUGCGCUCUCCCUCAAGUUCGAGAGGUGUUUCGAUUCCGAGGUGAUCCAGUUUGACAUCCUCUCCGAUGAUUACAGUAAGCUGGUGUUCCUGCAAGAGGAGCGCUAUGUCGAGUUCCACAGCCAGGCAGGACGGUGGUUCAGGAUGCGCAUCCCGAAGUUUGGCCGUGACCUGGCCUACCACUACCCUUCCUGUGACCUGUACAUUGCUGCCUCCGGGAGUGAGAUUUACCGGCUGAACCUGCAUCAGGGACGCUUCCUCAAUGCCCUGCAGACGGAGGCGGCGACGGGGAUAAACAAGUGUGCCUUCCACCCCAGCCACUACCUCUUCGUCUGCGGCACGGAGGACGGCCGCGUGGAGGCCUGGGACCCACGCUCCAGGCACAGGGUCGGAACUUUGGACUGCGCCGCACACAUGGCCACGGAGAAUGUACAGCUCAGCCACUAUACGUCUGUGAAGCAGCUUGGGGUGACGGCUCUGGCCUACAGCGAUGCCCUCACACUGGGAGUUGGCACACAAACGGGACAGGUGCUGCUGUACGACAUUCGCUCCAAUCGGCCGCUGCUGGUGAAGGACCACAACGACGGAUAUGCGAUACGAGACCUGGAGUUCCACGGCUCCUCGGGGAUGGCGCUCUCCAUGUCCUCCAAGGUGGUCAAGAUAUGGGACAAGGCAACGGGUAAACCUCACACCAGCAUUGAGUCGGGAGUGGACUACAACGACCUUUGCGUUGUGCCAAACUCCGGUAUGCUCUUCCUGGCCACGGAGGACACCAAGAUGCACACCUACUUCCUGCCGAGCCUUGGCACGGCCCCCAAGUGGUGCUCCCACCUGGACGCCCUGAUCGAGGAGCUGGAGGAGGAGGAAGCUCCCGCCCAGUUUGACGACUACAAGUUUGUGACGGAGGAUGAGUUGAAGCAGCUGGGCCUGCAUGACCUCAUUGGCACUGACAUGCUGCGGGCGGUGAUGCAUGGCUACUACAUGGACCUGCGGCUCUACAACAAGGCCAAGCUCAUCGCCAACCCCUUCGACUACAACGACUUCAUGAAGCGCAAGGUGAAGCAGAAGAUAUCAGAGGAAAACCAGCGAGGCAUUCAAACAAAGAAAUUGCCGAGCAUCAACCGUGACCUGUUUGAGAGGCUGGUGGACGACAAGCAGGAGAAGAACAAGAAGAGGGUCAAGACAGCAGAGACGUUACUCAAGGAUGAUCGCUUCACCAGUCUCUUCUCGAGUGCCGACUUCCAGAUUGACAAGGAUUCCGUCGAGUACCAGCUGGUCAAUCCCGUCCUCAGCAGAAUGGACAAGAAGAAGAAGAAACAAAAGCAGGAGGAGGAGGAGGAAGAACAGGCUUUCUUGGAUGCUCAGAGAGGUGCUGAGGCUGGCGAGAGCUCAGAUUCAGAUUCCAUCCUGUCUGACUUUGGACUGGACGACAAAGAUGACAAGGAGGAGGAGGAACUUAGAAAAUCCACAAAGCUGAAGAAGAAAGAAACCAAGUUCAAGAAGGAGAAACCUAACCCGAGGAAGGGCGACACAGGGGCAGCCAAGAAUGGACCUGAGCCACAGACCUCCAGGACCCACAGCAACAGGGGCAUCACCUUCAAGUCGGCCAACUCCCUCGCUGAACUCAAAGCCAACAGGAAAAAGCUGGACAGACUCCCCCUGGGUGAGCGCCUGGGCAUGGACGACAGCCCCGGGGAGAGCGUCAAGCAGCACUCCUUUGGAAGCCGAGAGAUGAACUACGUGGUGAAGAAGGUGCCCAAGUUUGAGAGGUUACGACAGCGACAGAAAGAACACCAGCAGGAACGAAGGAAAAUCCGCCGCUCAACAGACAAGCUGAAGGGGAAGUUUAGAGUUAAGGAUCCACUGAUGGGAUAGUCUUGUUGAUGGACUCAGAUUUAUAUUCUUACUGUUGCCUAGUCUUCUAAGUGAGGGACAUCUGAAACAGCAGAAGUGAGUGAGCAGCAGAUGUUAGUCCUCUAAGAACUUGGUGACCAUGAGCCUGUAAGCUGCAAGACACCCAUAUCUGGAUAUUCCUGUGUGAGUGUGACACCCAAGUAAAGUCUGGACAUAGUUAUCAAGGUGGGUCAGUUUCAACACUACCAGAGCCAAAAACAUUAAGAUUGAACUGAAACUGAACUACUGGAUGAAAACUGACCAAAUUGUAAUACAUUCUGUAUUCUCCAGAGGCUCAACUCUUAGUACAAGAUGUUUUUGUAAGCAAUUUGCCACCUGUGAGCUCAGCAUUUUUAUGGCUCUUGUGUAAAGUCUUUCCUCGAGAAUCUGGUGGGGUCAAUAA